UUAUUAAACUCAAAUUCAGUAGGAAAAGAUCACUUAGAUUUUUUUGGGAUUUGAGGAUAUGAGCUAAAUCCAAAAAAGAGUCUAACCAUGGCAGCAACAGCUCUUCUCUCAUCUCCUCCAUUGCCUUCUUCAUCUAAUCAUUCUAUCCUUUCAACUCCCUUAAAAAAGCAGAGCAAGAUUCUGUGGAACCAAAAAAAAUGUGGGAAAUUCAGGGUAUGUUCAGAGUUUUGCAAAGAACCCACUUCCCAAUAUGGGGUUUCCAGAAGAGACUUGACCUUCAUUGCUCUUUCCUCUUCACUGUCUCUAAUUUUCCCAUUUUCAGGUUUUACUGCUGAAGAAGAGUUGAAAAUGGGUUCGUCUGUUGAUGACAUAAAUGCCUAUUCCUACUUGUAUCCUAUUGAAAUACCAUCUAAGAAGUUCGCCUUCAAAUGGGUGGAAACCAGAAAAUCGGAGCGGUAUUCAUCGGCUGCGCCACUAUCACCUGAUGCACGCCUUCGCAUUGUGUCUGAACGAGUUGACAUCAUUGAUAAUCUCAUCAUUUCUGUUUCGAUAGGUCCUCCCAACUCACAGUUCUUGAAAUCAAAGGAGAAAAGUACAUGGAGUGCAAAGGAUGUUGCUGAUUCUGUUUUGUCUGAUAAAUCUGCUUUGCGUGUAACCUCAACACAGCGAUUGGCAGAAAGUUCACUUCUUGAUGCACAUGCUUCUGAAAUUGAUGGUGAGUCCUAUUGGUACUAUGAAUACCUUGUUCGGAAAUCACCAACGAAAGCAGCAGCUCUAGAACCGAAUCUUUUCCGCCACUAUGUUGCUUCAACAGCUGAACGAGAUGGUUAUUUGUAUACUCUUAGUGCUUCCACUCUUGGCAAGCAAUGGGAAAAAAUGGGACCCUCCUUGGAAAAGACCGUGGCAUCUUUCCGACUUCUUCCUCCUACAGAAAGCUAUGUCCCUCCGUACAAGGAUCCGUGGAGGUUUUGGUGAUUGCAUUUCAAGGUGUGGUUUAGGAUUAACAUUUUGUCUCCAGAUAGCAAGGAGUCAGAGAUCCAAGUAUGGUUAGCAAAUGAGCAACAACAUUGCAAUUCUUUUUUAUUUGAUAAGGAAAAAUUAGUAUCAAGCUGAGUUCGAACUUGCAACCAGACGUGUGCUAAGCAAUAUUGACAUGAUCUUUGUGUCAAAUGCCAAUGCAGCUGCUAUACGUUUGUGAGACAACAUUGUAAUUUUUGGUCCAGUGAUUACUACAAGUUCUUUUAGGGUCUCUUUGCUUGACAAUAGAUCAUCUCCAGGCUUGAAUUUUCUGCAGAAUGCAGCAGCAGUUUGGAUGGGAAAACCUGUUCUAUGUAAUCGUUAUGUUUCUCUUAUAUGAACAGUAUUUUUUGAAAAAAAUGAACUCUUGUGUGCUUGAAUGCAAUUUUCUUCAGUCUG
Messenger RNA from Solanum lycopersicum (tomato), 1416 nucleotides. Its product is annotated as psbP domain-containing protein 5, chloroplastic. The record is from RefSeq and is a predicted model, not a curated record. NCBI's taxonomy places the organism in Eukaryota, Viridiplantae, Streptophyta, Magnoliopsida, Solanales, Solanaceae.